Molecule: messenger RNA, 5355 nt
Organism: Ylistrum balloti
Lineage: Eukaryota; Metazoa; Mollusca; Bivalvia; Pectinida; Pectinidae
Product: A disintegrin and metalloproteinase with thrombospondin motifs 16-like
Biological process (GO): proteolysis; extracellular matrix organization
Cellular component (GO): extracellular matrix
Molecular function (GO): metalloendopeptidase activity
Source: RefSeq, a predicted model, not a curated record
AUGAAGGGUUUGCAAUUGGUUUUUGUGGUGAUGAUUCUGAAUUUAGCAGAUGCUAAUCAGUUUCACGAGGGCCUUUCUGAAGAACAUCUGUCACAUUACUUUGGAACAAAAGCUGAACAUGAAGUGCCAGAUUAUGAGAUUACAGGUCCACCGGAAGUGACGUCACAAUCAACCUCAUCGCCCUGGCAUCAGUAUACGAUUAAAGCAUUCAACCACAGCUACCACAUAAUUCUACAGAGAAACGAGCACCUCAUAGCGCCAGGUUGUGUGGUCCUGGCGAAACAGGCAAAUGGUACUAGUGAAAUCUCGUCAUGUCAUCAAGGGGAACACCAUUGUUAUUAUCAUGGUCACGUGGAAAACGAGACCGACUCUUCAGUGGCUGUCAGCACAUGUCUGGGAAUGCACGGACUGAUAAGACUACCUGACCACGAUCUCGUCAUCCAGCCGGUCAGACAGGUACAUGUGAGUCGUGUCCGGCGGAGUGGACACGCCGGACUACCUCACCUGGUAUAUAGGAGGAGAGGACAGUCCUCGUCUGGCACGUGUGGAACACAAGAGACUCCAUUCGAACCAGUGAAUGCCAGGCGGGCAAAAAGAACAGCUGAAGGGCCGCACUACAUGGAGUUACGCAUAGUGUUAGCACCGGACGCCACAAAAUACCACGGAAGUGACGCCAAACGAUACGCUCUUACCUCCCUCAAUGUCGCAGCUCAGAGGUUCCUGGACCCGACGUUAGGACACGACAUCCGGACGGCAGUGGUACAAAUCCUACUACUCCAGAAUGAUCAACCCGGACUGUCAAUUAUAGCCGACUCAGAACAACUGCUAAACAGUUUCUGCUUCUGGCAUGAAAAACGUCAACCUUCAUCAGAAGACGACGCUCAAUUCGCUGAUGGUGCACUGCUGAUUACAAAGUUAGACCUUGAGUACAAGGGAGAUUCGUCCAACCUUGGACUCGGACACAUUGGAGGGUUUUGUAAGGUCAACUACAGGUGUUCCGUUAAUGAAGACAAUGGACUUGACCUUGGACUGACCAUUGCCCACGAAACAGGCCACAUGUUAAAUAUGGUACACGACGGUGAAAGCAAUGCUUGUAUUCCGGGGAUCAACAUUAUGUCUGCCAAGGGAGCCAGUGGUCACUCAAGCAUAAAGUGGUCAACGUGUAGCAAAGACUCCCUCACCAGUUUCCUGAAGUCUCCUGUAAGUAGCUGUCUAAGUGACCAGCCCCCCGCCUGGGCGUUUUCUUUGCUCAAUACUGCCCAGAAACCCGGACUUGUAUAUUCCGGUGAUGAACAGUGCCGAAUGGCUAUGGAAGAUCCUAAUAGCAAAUUGUGUGAGGGCACGUCUCUUACCACUGGGAAUGAGUGUAAGAUGUUGGUGUGUUACGGACCAAUCAUUCCAAAUCGCCAGCGAUCUUGUUACCGUGGUGGACCUAUAAGAUUAGACGGAACAGAAUGUGGACACAGAAAGUGGUGUAUAGGUGGUCAGUGUGUCGCAAUGGGGUCUGGUGCCCCUGCACCUGUCCAUGGCGGAUGGUCAUCCUGGAGUGCAGAAUGGACGCCAUGUUCCCGGACCUGUGGGGGUGGAGUUCGAGUAAAAAAUAGGAAAUGCACCAGCCCAGAGCCACGAUAUGGAGGCAGAAACUGCGCGGGAGAAAGCACCCAGGCCAAGCUCUGUAACAUGAAGAGUUGCCCUAUCAAUACAGACUUCCGGGCAGAGCAGUGUGCUGCAACUAACAGAUUCCCUGUCGACGGUAAAACCUACCAUUGGUUACCUUACAAUGAUAAUCGAUGUUCAAUGAGAUGUUAUGACCAGUAUGCCAAUAUAGUUGAUUACCGCGCUGACAAGUACGAGGACGGCACGGACUGUAAAGUAACUGGCCCUUUUUCCCGCUGUGUUGAAGGACAAUGUAAGAAAUUUGGCUGUGAUGGACAUUUGAACUCAGCCAGAGUUUUUGACAAGUGUGGAGUAUGUGGAGGGCAGAGUAACACGUGUACUACUCAUCACGGAACCUACAACCAAGGACAGGUUAAAGCAUAUGUGACUGUGGUGUCUAUUCCACGUGGAGCUACAGGAGUGGUUGUAACCAAUGACAACACAUAUUGUCACAUGAGUGUGAAGGUGCAGGGUGCCCUUCUCUUUAGUCGAGGAACGUCCAUUUCAUUAUCAGGAAAAUACUCGUCUCACGGUGUUAAUGUUGAAUAUCGUCGGUCUGGUCCAGAGAAAAUCACCAUCAGUGGCCCCACGCUUGUAGAACUGGAUAUACAGGUAUGGAGAGAUUACGGUAAUGAGUACCAAGGCGUGAAGCCCCAGAUCUCCUACACCUACUCCACACCAAUACGCACUCCCUACUCAGGAUACGUCUGGAGGGCCACUCAAGGCACCUGUAGUAGGACGUGUGGCACAGGACAUUCGUUGGUCACAGUUCAGUGCAUACGGGUAUCCAGUAACACACACGUAGAAGAUUUCCAUUGUGACAUCUACGCUCGGCCACAGGAGACUUUGAUAGACUGUAACACCAAGGAUUGUCCCCCUCAAUGGCAGUCGGAGGUUUGGUCGUCCUGUUCUAAGACAUGCGGGGGCGGGAGUCAGUCACGCGUUGUCCAUUGUGUGGUUAUACAGGGAGACUCUUACACAGUAACCAGGGACAACCACUGUAACCUCGCCCACAAACCUGCUACCACAAAACAGUGUAACAUGCAGCUCUGUCCCGGCAUCUGGAAGUCUGGAGCAUGGUCCACUUGUUCAAGAACAUGUGGGCGUGGCACUCAAACUCGUGCUGUUGACUGCUAUGCAUCCGAGCAGUCCAACUCGGUGGUAGACGUGAAACGGUGUCCUGGACAGGAAAAGCCUAUAAUUUCAAAGCACUGCAUGCCUAAACCUUGUAAUACCAACAUUGUUGGCAGUAGCUGUAGAAAUAAGAUGGACUGCACUCGGUAUGUAGACAACAUCUGUGAGGCGUCGGAAUACCGGUCCUGGGUCAGCAUCAAUUGUAUGGAGUUUUGUGGAAUUUGUGUAAAGGAUCCGUCAGUCUACCUGUGUAAAGAUAUACUGACUGACUGUGAAACGUAUGAGGAAGGAUUCUGUUACAAAUAUGAGGCCUGGGCGGAAUCGAACUGCCAGCGUACAUGUGGAUUCUGUGGAGGAGGUAUAACAGCAGUAAGCACCACUACCGAGCCUUGCGUUGACAAAAUUUACUGCGCUGUUUACCAGAAAGACACAUGCACCAACGAAGCCUACCGAAGGUGGGCGGAGGAACACUGUCGCAAAUUUUGUGGGUUCUGUGGGACGGUGACCUCCCUUCUUACUACAUCCAGUUCUAAUUGGCCAAUGCUCAACAAAACGACAUCUAUUAUUCCAUAGUUUAUCUUCUUAUUGAAAUACUGUAAGGGUUCAGAAUUAAACACAAAAAUUUAGAUACAAAAUUUUGACUUUUCAGUGACCCCCCUUCUUACUACACCCACCACCCGUCCCACCACUACGGAGGCGCUCGGACAAACGACCACUUCAUGUGUCAACCACUUAGACUGUGCUAUUUAUGCUUCCGAUAUCUGUACAAGUUCUAGGUAUAGGAAAUGGGCGAACGAGAACUGUAAAAAACACUGUGGUUGGUGUUCCACUGACAGUGUGACCCCCCUUCUUACUACACCCACCACCCGUCCCACCACUACGGAGGCGCUCGGACAAACGACCACUUCAUGUGUCAACCACUUAAACUGUGCUAUUUAUGCUUCCGAUAUCUGUACAAGUUCUAGGUAUAGGAAAUGGGCGAACGAGAACUGUAAAAAACACUGUGGUUGGUGUUCAACUGACAGUGUGAGUACGACAUCUACAAGUCCCAUGACCUCUGUGACCUCUAGCUGUAGGGAUCUGUUGGAUUGCAGUGCCUACCUUUCAGACGUAUGUACCAGUCCCGGGUACUCCCAUUGGGCUCACGCGCAUUGUCCCGAUCAUUGUGGUUGGUGCCACCACCCACAUUCUGCGCUGAUGACAACGCCGGUUACGACGACAGAAAGGACAGGUCAUGGGUCUGUAGUGUGUGUCGACGCAGUGAACUGCGUUGCGUAUCAAAGUAACAUAUGUACAGCUUCAGCCUAUCAGGGAUGGGCACAUAUCAACUGUCCUCGCCACUGCGGUUGGUGUGGUACUAGCGAUGGUGCAAAGUUGCAUGCUGAUACAACUACUGCUAAGCUGAACUCUGGAAAUUCUGAUUCCUGUUCCGACUCAGUAGAUUGUAGCUCCUACCAGGGAGAUAUCUGUACUAACACUGAUUACAAGUCCUGGGCAAAGAGCAACUGUCCGAAAUUCUGUAACCUUUGUGGAAGUGGCGAGUCUCAGACCAGCUCCUCAUCUGGCUCAACCUCUUCCGGUUCUGACUGUGUUGAUAAGCUGGAUGAUUGUGACUCCUACCAAGACGAUGCAUGUACAAACUCCGAUUACAAGGACUGGGCAAAACAAAAUUGCGCUAAGUACUGCGGAAUGUGUGCUGACUGCACUGACACGCUGAGCUGUGACGAGUACGCGGGAGAUAUCUGCACUAAUCCAACCUACAGCUCUUGGGCUGCCACCAACUGUGCUUCCUUCUGUGGGAUGUGUGGAGCCCGGCGUAAACGUUCUGCAUCCAGCUUGAUUGAAAUUCUGGAGGAAUUGGAGCCAAGUCUGAAAGAAUCCGUAAAAAAAGCAUCUGUUCCCCAGGUGGUACCCAACCAAGCUGUCCCCAGACGUCUCUCCACAGCACAUGAGCCAUUAGUUGACACUAAACUACCGGAACCUAGGAAACUACCUUCAGAACAAAUACCUAAUUAUGUGAUCAAUGACGGGAAACUCUACCAUGAAACUGGUCUUGUUCUAAAUCCCGUAAAGGAUGGAGCAGAUAUCAUUCCAACACCAGUGAAGAAGGUUCCCUCUGUGAAUGAUCUUCUGCUGCCCAAGGAAUUGUUUCCGGACUCCAAUGUUACGAAUACUCAAAUGUCUCCGGAGAAAGAGGUUCCAAGGAAAAUUUCCAAUAAAUCCGAUCUACCGACCAUUGAGGAGGGUCAGUUGGUUUUGGCAGUACCAGCUCCUAAGGUAAAUAUCGAUCAGGGACCUCCAUCGGUGAAGGAUAUCGAUGCCUGGUCAACAGACGUUGCAGCCAAUCAGGACGAGCCAAAGGUAGAAGGUCAACAGGAGGUUACAGAGACCAAUCAGGACGAGCCAAAGGUAGAAGGUCAACAGGAGGUUACAGAGGCCAAUCAGGACGAGCCAAAGGUAGAAGGUCAACAGGAGGUUACAGAGGCCAAUCAGGAGUUGGAACCCGAGGGCAUAGAUGACAAACAGUUGGUGCAGGAGCUAGAUGCACUUAAAAAGGCGAUGUGA